Molecule: messenger RNA, 1865 nt
Organism: Centruroides sculpturatus (bark scorpion)
Lineage: Eukaryota; Metazoa; Arthropoda; Arachnida; Scorpiones; Buthidae
Product: arfaptin-2-like
Exons: 6
Coding region: 216-1259 (347 amino acids)
Biological process (GO): intracellular protein transport; regulation of Arp2/3 complex-mediated actin nucleation
Cellular component (GO): trans-Golgi network membrane
Molecular function (GO): protein domain specific binding; phospholipid binding
Source: RefSeq, a predicted model, not a curated record
CGUCCUUCGGGAGGCAUCCGUCGUCGGCGACCUCUGGCGGUCGUCUUCCGCCUCGGCCGAUUUCUCCGGUGGCGUUGGCACGGUUACCGCCGUCCCGCGUGGCCACCGCCGAUCCGAGUGCUCCGCCCUACCGAAAGCCGGAUCCGUUCUCGGGUAUCAGAUUGCUGAUUUUGGCCAACCGAUGUGCUGAUUACGUGACUUCACAAAUUUGAGAAAUGUCCAAAUUAACAUCCGAUUAUCUCGAUCGAAAUUCGGUGGUUCAGAAUCUACAGAAUAUGUCGUCUUUAAACGACGACUUUGAUAAUUGUGAUAAUUUGCAUCCGGAUAAAACCGACGAUGACGAGCCGUCCCUCGUUCAAGAUACUAGCGGUCAGUAUAAGGCUAUGCCUGCAAAUACAAUGUGGAGUUCACAGAUACCUCCCGCUAAUACAAACAUUCCAUUAUCAUCUCCUAGUCCAGUACAAAAUGGAGAAGAAUCAAAACCUCAAAUUGCUAAAGUUGGCCAAUCCAAAAUAGACUAUUUAAAACAAUGGAGUAUAUCUACUUAUAAAUGUACCAGACAAAUUUUAUCAGAAAAACUUGGAAAGGGAACUAGAACCAUAGAUAUUGAAUUGGAAGCACAGAUUGAACAGUUAAGAGAAACUCAACGUAAAUACAUGUAUAUAUUACGUCUGGUUCGUGCCUUGUCUAGUCAUUUCUAUCAUGUGGUACAGACCCAACAGUCAUUAGGAGAAGUGUUUUCAGAUUUAGCCCAUAAAUCUCCAGAACUGCAAGAAGAGUUUUUGUAUAAUGCUGAAACACAAAGAAAUCUAUGUAAAAAUGGAGAGACUUUACUGGGUGCAUUACAUUUUUUUAUAUCAAGUCUUUCUACACUUUGUAAUAAAACAAUGGAUGAUACAUUAUUAACAAUUAGACAGUAUGAAAAUUCGAGAUUAGAAUAUGAUGCAUACAGAACUGAUUUAGAAGAGUUAAUGCAAACUGCAAAAAGUGAUUCUACAUCAUCUAAACUAGAAGAAGCCAGAAGAAAUUUUAGUAUCUAUAAAGAAAAAUAUGAAAAAUUACGUUCAGAUGUCUGUGUGAAAAUGAAAUUUUUGGAUGAAAAUAAGGUGAAGGUGAUGCACAAGCAGUUGCUGUUGUUACACAAUUCUGUCUCUGCCUACUUUUCUGGAAAUCAGACCAUGCUGGAAACCACUCUGAAACAGUUUAACAUCAAGCUGAAGAAUCCUAACAGUGGAGAACUUUCUUGGCUGGAACAAUGACUGCACUUUCCAGAAUCAUCUGAAAUUAUUGGAAGAGACCAGAUGCAGAGCAUUCAUGCACUAGUGGGCAAGUGUGGUAAAAAGUUGACUGCAAAUUUCGGGAUACUUUUUAUAUGUGAAACUCUGUGUUUAACAUAGAUUUAAUAUAUAUAUAUAUUAUGACAUAAUAAUUGGAUGUUCGGGCCACUUUUACUCCAGAUGGCGACGGAAGCUUUUUAUCCCUUAGGAUUGCCACUGUAACAAGCUUGUGGAAAUUGCACAAGCAAUUCAUUCCUGUACCUGGAUGUAUUCAGACCCUUCUGUUUUACAUAUGAUUACAGAAGUAGUGUUAGAAAUGCUGAAAAGAUUUUUGGUAGGAAGAGUUCAUUGAUAAAUUAAUCUAUGAGCAUUGAUUACCAGUCUGGCAGGCAUUUCCAUCUUUUGUUCCAUUUCACCCCAAGGAAGUUUCAGUGUAACUUAAAUGAAAUGCCAGCAAAGGGUAAAAGCGUCUUCCGUCCAGUUCCCAUGGUAAAGCAUUUUUGUAAGGAAUCAUGGAAAUGGUCAGUUUCCUCUAGUUUAAGGAAACCCUGUAAACUGCAAAAUUUCCAAUAAAAGAGUGAAAUUAAA